This is a messenger RNA of Diaporthe amygdali, 228 nucleotides long. RefSeq lists its product as uncharacterized. Lineage: Eukaryota; Fungi; Ascomycota; Sordariomycetes; Diaporthales; Diaporthaceae. The transcript has a single exon. The record is from RefSeq and is a predicted model, not a curated record. Bases 1 to 228 code for a protein of 75 amino acids.
AUGACGCUCAGGGGCCUCCAUCUGGACUUGAAAGCCUCCAAGGGUGGUCCUGGUCGGGUGUUGAGCAGCUUUGACGAUACCUGCACUCACCAUUAUGGCCUGGGCUCUAGUCUGGGUGCUACCCCAACACCGGGCACAAGUGAGUACGACGUGGAAGCAGCUGCAGACGUGGACUACGACAUGAUUUACCUACUCUACCCGCCUAUCUACAUAGCACACGUCAUGUAA